Messenger RNA from Prorocentrum cordatum, 2024 nucleotides. The record is from the annotation of a GenBank genome assembly. Lineage: Eukaryota; Dinophyceae; Prorocentrales; Prorocentraceae.
AAGCCAGCUUGGCUCGAAGUUCCGCAGAAGAAUCUCUGUGCCAGUCGCAGCCGCCCGCCUGCCAGCCAUGCUCUCCGUGGCUCGCACCACAUGCCGCGCCACGCGCUCCGCCUGCGCGGCUCAGGGGCGGGCGUUCUCCGUUGCCGUUGACCCGAUCGUGGCGCGAGCUCGUGAGAUGCAGGCCACGCCGUACAGCGAGGCCAAGGAGGGAAAGAUCGUCGCCCCAGCGUACGACGGCUGGGACGCCAAUCUUCAGGCGCAGGUCGAGAAGCUGACAACGGGGAAGAAGCAGCCGCGAGCCUACUCCGAGAUCUGCGACUCCGCGCUCGACCUGAUCGGCUUCACACCCAUGGUCCGCAUGUCGCGGCUUGCGAAGUUCUUCGACAUCGAGUGCGAGUUGCUCGCAAAGGUGGAGUUCUUCAACGCGGGUGGCUCUGUGAAGGAUCGCAUAGGGAAGCGCAUGGUGGAGGAGGCCGAGAAGAGCGGGCGCAUCAAGCCUGGGGACACGCUGAUCGAGGCCACCAGCGGUAACACGGGCAUCGGCCUCUCGCUGACCGCGGCGUUGAAGGGCUACAAGAUGAUCAUCUGUCUCCCGAAGAAGAUGUCUGGCGAGAAGGUCAACACCAUGAAGUGCCUGGGCGCGGAGAUCUUGCGCACGCCCACCGAGGCGGCCUGGGACGCCGAGGACUCUCACAUAUUCUUGUCGGCCCGGCUUGCGAAGGAAUUGAACGGGCACGUCCUCGACCAGUACUUGAACCCCGGCAACCCGCUCGCCCACUACGAUGGCACCGGCGAGGAGAUCGUCGAGCAGACGGGCGGCAAGCUCGACUACAUGAUCAUGUCCGCGGGCACUGGUGGCACGGUCUCGGGGACCGCGAAGAAGCUGAAGGAGAAGAUCCCUGGGGUUAAGAUCGUGGCGGUGGACCCGUACGGCAGCAUCUUGGCUGAGCCUGCCGAGAUGAACGAGGGAUCUGCGCGCACUGGACAGAAGAAGUUGUCUGCCUACCAGGUGGAGGGUAUCGGCUACGACUUCAUCCCCACCGUGCUGGACCGCAGCGUCGCGGACUACUGGGUGAAGACAGACGACGACGAGGCGUUCGCAGCAAUGAGGGCCAUCAUUCGGCACGAGGGCCUGCUCAUCGGCAGCAGCUGCGGAUCGACGAUGGCUGGCGCGGUCCGCUUCAUCAAGGAGCAGGGCAUCGGCGCGGGCAAGCGCGUCGCCGUGCUCUUCGCAGAUUCCUCCCGGAACUACAUGAGCAAGAUGAUGGACGACGACUGGAUCAAGAAGACCGGCUUCGACCCGGAGAUCACCGUGCGGGCCGCGACGGAGAAGGGCUUCUACGCCAAGCAGUUCGGGCUCAAGGCGUAGGGUCAGCUUCGAGUGUGCAGGCUUGCCACGCGUCGCACGUACUCUGGCUGGGAGGCGGCCGCAGCUUCUCCGCGUGUGCUUGUGCGCUCGAUCCAUGUCACGCGUUGCCCAGACGUGGAAGCGAGCAAUCAAUCUGGCGGUAUGGCGCACUGUCGAACUGUACAGGGACACAUGCCGUUCAGACCAAUACCCGAUCUGCUGUGGGCAGCAGCCCAAUGGCGCUUGACUCUCAUGGCAAGUCAAUUUCUUCGAAGUCACACGAGCUAGCAUUUUUGUGUUUUGGCCGCAGCCAUUUCGCUGCUGGAGUCUGUUACUUGUCCUGGUAGGCCCACACUCCGGAGCAUUCUCCUUCCGUGUUCUUCCCCAAGGCCUGAUCGUAAUUUCCCAUACCCCGUUCUUCCUACCCCUCUUCCUCAUCGUCCGUCUUGUCGUCAUCCCCCUUCCUCAUCUCCCGAGACUCCUCCCAUCCUCGUCUUCAUGUUGCGCCUUUCAGUUUACGCAUUUGCUUCCCGAGGCUAUCCCCCUCAUCGUCAUGCUGGGUCUAUCAGCUUGUUUGCUCUUCCACGGGUGGGGGUGCGCUGCCGCUUGCCCCGCCCAGGGAAGGUGCCCAACGGGGCCGGCACUAUUGCCACGGACGACGUCGAGCGAAGGAAAA